Messenger RNA from Manis pentadactyla (Chinese pangolin), 2566 nucleotides. It is a transcript of the gene ASH2L, whose product is annotated as ASH2 like, histone lysine methyltransferase complex subunit. The transcript has 17 exons. Gene Ontology annotation, molecular function: protein binding; transcription cis-regulatory region binding. Bases 51 to 1955 code for a protein of 634 amino acids. Gene Ontology annotation, cellular component: Set1C/COMPASS complex. The record is from RefSeq and is a predicted model, not a curated record. Lineage: Eukaryota; Metazoa; Chordata; Mammalia; Pholidota; Manidae.
CACGCGGGGCAGAGAUAGUAUUCUCGCGAGCAGUCUGAGAGGCUGCAGUGAUGGCGGCGGCGGGAACCGGCCCUGGCCCAGGAGUGGAUGCGGGAGCUGGCCCCGCGGCUGCCACAAAUGCAAUAGCAGCGGAAGAAGGGGAGACGAAACCGGUGGUAGCGGUAGCGGCCGCUCCGGCCGGAGAGGGGACGUCUGUUGCUCCAGCAGCAGAGCCCGGUCCCGGAGAGGCCGAAGGAGGGGAUGCAAAUUCCGUUGACGUAAGUGGGGCUUUGGAGACUGAAUCCUCUAACGGGAAAGAUACACUAGAAGGUACUGGGGAUACCUCAGAGGUGAUGGACACUCAGGCGGGCUCCGUGGAUGAAGAGAAUGGCCGACAGCUGGGAGAGGUAGAGCUGCAGUGCGGGAUAUGUACAAAAUGGUUCACGGCAGACACCUUCGGCAUAGAUACUUCAUCCUGUCUACCUUUCAUGACCAACUACAGCUUUCACUGCAAUGUGUGCCAUCAUAGUGGGAAUACCUAUUUCCUCCGGAAGCAAGCAAACUUAAAAGAAAUGUGCCUUAGUGCUCUGGCCAACCUAACAUGGCAGUCCCGAACACAGGAUGAACAUCCGAAAACCAUGUUCUCCAAAGAUAAGGAUAUUAUACCAUUUAUUGAUAAAUACUGGGAGUGCAUGACGACCAGACAGAGACCUGGGAAAAUGACUUGGCCAAAUAACAUUGUUAAAACAAUGAGUAAAGAAAGAGAUGUAUUCUUAGUGAAGGAACACCCUGAUCCCGGGAGUAAGGAUCCAGAGGAAGAUUACCCCAAAUUUGGACUUUUGGAUCAGGAUCUUAGUAACAUUGGUCCUGCUUACGACAACCAAAAACAAAGCAGUGCCGUGUCCACCGGUGGGAAUCUGAAUGGUGGAGCCUCUUUUGGAGGGGGAAUUGCAGCAGGAAGCAGUGGAAAAGGAAGAGGAGCCAAGCGCAAACAGCAGGAUGGAGGGACCACAGGGACCACCAAGAAGGCCCGGAGUGACCCCUUGUUUUCUGCCCAGCGCCUCCCCCCUCAUGGCUACCCUUUGGAACACCCAUUUAACAAAGAUGGUUACCGGUACAUUCUGGCUGAGCCUGAUCCCCACGCCCCUGACCCUGAGAAGCUGGAACUUGACUGCUGGGCAGGAAAACCUAUUCCUGGGGACCUCUACAGAGCCUGCUUAUAUGAGCGGGUUCUGUUAGCCCUGCAUGACCGAGCUCCGCAGUUAAAGAUAUCUGAUGACCGGCUCACUGUGGUUGGAGAGAAAGGCUACUCUAUGGUUCGGGCUUCCCAUGGGGUACGGAAAGGAGCCUGGUACUUUGAAAUCACGGUGGAUGAGAUGCCGCCAGACACCGCUGCCAGGCUGGGUUGGUCCCAGCCAUUAGGUAACCUUCAAGCUCCCUUAGGUUAUGAUAAAUUUAGCUAUUCUUGGCGGAGCAAAAAGGGAACCAAGUUCCACCAGUCCAUUGGCAAACACUACUCUUCUGGCUAUGGACAGGGAGAUGUCCUGGGAUUUUAUAUCAGUCUCCCUGAAGACACAGAGACAGCCAAGUCACUGCCUGACACUUACAAAGAUAAGGCUUUGAUAAAGUUCAAGAGUUAUUUGUAUUUUGAGGAAAAAGAUUUUGUGGAUAAAGCAGAGAAAAGCCUAAAGCAGACUCCACAUAGUGAGAUAAUAUUUUAUAAAAACGGUGUCAAUCAAGGUGUGGCUUACAAAGAUAUUUUUGAGGGCGUUUACUUUCCAGCCAUCUCACUGUACAAGAGCUGCACGGUUUCCAUUAACUUUGGACCAUGCUUCAAGUGUCCUCCAAAGGAUCUCGCUUACCGCCCUAUGAGUGACAUGGGCUGGGGCGCUGUGGUAGAACACACUCUGGCUGAUGUCUUGUAUCAUGUGGAAACAGAAGUGGAUGGGAGGCGGAGUCCCCCAUGGGAACCCUGACCAGUUCCUCUUUCUUCACAGACAUGGACUUGCUGGGGAGUAAUUUAAGUGUUGCAGAUGUUCUCUGGAAGAUGCUGCAGAACACAGCCUCUGCUGUUAGCAAGUUAAAGGGCUGGGGGCCACUGGGAGAGACUCCCUGCCCUUCCACACUCUCCCCACUUCUGGUGACUGCUUUUAUUGUGUGCCACAUGAGAGCAAAUGCUGACCCUCUGAUCCCAUAAGCUCCCUGUGAAACUGGUGCUGUAGCACGUACCCCACCACCUGGGACUUGUACCUUACUGUAUUUUUUAAGGAGUGAAUAAUCUUGUCCAGGUAGCUAACUUUAUUUCCUUCUGUGGGCAUUGAUUCCAUUACCACCUCAUAUCCGAGGAAGUGCUGGGCCUGUUGCUGAGAACAGCUGAAAUCAAUGGCUGUACAUUCCGAACCAGUCGAAAAGCCAUUUCCUUUUGCUGUGGGUUUGUUUCUGUUGAUAAUUUUGAAAUAUACUUUUGAACACUGGGAUCUCCAAAGCUAUACUAGGUCUCUAGAACUGUCACUGUGGAAGGAACUUGCUUGCAGCUUUAACAGUUAGAAACUGUCAAAUAAAACUUCCCAAAUAAAACUUGUCUUCA